Molecule: messenger RNA, 2031 nt
Organism: Sphaeramia orbicularis (orbiculate cardinalfish)
Lineage: Eukaryota; Metazoa; Chordata; Actinopteri; Kurtiformes; Apogonidae
Gene: tp53
Product: tumor protein p53
Exons: 11
Coding region: 162-1265 (367 amino acids)
Biological process (GO): apoptotic process; regulation of transcription by RNA polymerase II; protein tetramerization
Cellular component (GO): nucleus
Molecular function (GO): DNA-binding transcription factor activity, RNA polymerase II-specific; RNA polymerase II cis-regulatory region sequence-specific DNA binding
Source: RefSeq, a predicted model, not a curated record
UUAAAAAGCUGCCCCUCCCCCGGUUUUACUUCGGGAAUCCCCAAUAACAACGUGGUGGGAAAAAUAUUUUGGCUUUUCUGCUGUUUCUCCCGGCCUGUGUCAUCUCAGUGAUUAAUUCGUUUCGAACCACUCCAGCAGGACAUUCCAGCCCCACAGCUGUGAUGGACGACCUGCAAUUGAGCCAAGACUCAUUCCGUGAGCUCUGGGAGAGUGUCGUGACCCCAUCCAUUUCUACCAUUCCAACCGUGAAUGAUGUUGCUCCUGAUUCUUGGAGGGGAGAUGGAAACAUGGGCAUGCUGCUAAUUCCUGAUCAUGAACUUGCAGAGGGGUUUGAUGAGAAGCUGUUUGAGCUGACCCCUGAACUAACCUCCAAUGAGUAUGUAACCCCCCCUGCCUGUACUGUCCCGGUGACCACUGACCAUGCGGGGGACUACGGCUUCAAGCUCCGCUUUCAUAAAUCUGGAACGGCCAAAUCUGUCACCUCCACGUACUCGGAGACCCUCAACAAGCUGUACUGCCAGUUGGCAAAAACCAGCCCCAUCGAGGUGUUGGUGUGUGCGCAGCCUCCUCAGGGAGCUGUCCUCAGGGCCAUGGCUGUUUAUAAGAAGAGUGAGCAUGUGGCGGAAGUCGUCCGCAGAUGCCCCCACCACCAAAAUGAGGACGCUGCUGAGCAUCGCAGCCAUCUGGUCAGAGUUGAGGGCAGCCAGAGAGCUCAGUACUUUGAGGAUAGUAAUACAAAAAGGCAGAGUGUUACUGUCCCAUAUGAGCCUCCGCAGCUCGGGUCAGAGAUCACCACUAUACUGCUGAGCUUCAUGUGCAAUAGUUCAUGCAUGGGUGGCAUGAACCGCCGGCCCAUCCUCACCAUCCUGACCCUGGAGACGACAGAGGGUGUGGUUCUGGGCCGGCGGUGCUUCGAAGUCCGAGUGUGCGCCUGCCCAGGCAGAGACCGAAAAACAGAGGAGGAAAAUCAUUCCAAACAAGAAACCGGCGCUAAACGCACCAAAAAACGCAAGACUGAACCUGCUCCGGACUCGACUUCUCUGAGGAAAAUUCGAUCAGCUUCCAGCGCCGAGGAAGAUGAUAAGGAGAUGUUUGUUCUCCAAGUUCGUGGGCGCGAACGUUAUGAGAUGCUGAAGAAGAUAAAUGAUGGUCUGGAGCUGCUGGACAAAGAAAGCAAAACAAAGGUUAAGCCUAAAUCGGAGUUGCCAACCCCCUGCUCUGGAAAGAGACUUCUUCAAAGAGGAGAAAGGAGCGACAGCGAAUGAGACACCUGACAGUUUUUAUAGUUUUUUUUUUUUUUUUGGUUUUUUUUUUUUUUCCCGUUUUAGCAGUAAUAGUUUAGCAAAUGUUAUGAUCUAAUGACGACACCACUGCCGUUCGAAACUGUAAAUUAAGCUUGAAUUUCCAUCACUGUUGUAAGUUUCACAAUCACGGGUCCAUGUUUGGAGGAACUCGAUCAGUGUUAAUGUGCUGACACUUGAAACAAAGAGAAAAAAUUAGGGAACAGACAUGAACAGAUUAAAAUGCAAUCGUGCCUCAUCAUGUCUUUUUUUUUUUUUUUUUUUUUUUCCAAAUUGAAGUUUGCGUCACAAACGUCUGUAAGUUGCGAUUCCCUUUUUUGUUUGUCUGUGGCAUCACCUCUUAAAGUAUUCUUGCUGAUCCAGGGAACGCUUAUUAAUCAUGAUGUGUUAAAAUAAAUCUUACUAGACUUGAUCGAUGAGGGGUCGGCUGGUUCACCCUGAGAUGAUGCAUCUGACUUUAGGAGCAAAUUUUACAUAGAAACGACAGGAAUGAGCAGCACAGUUUUACCACAGUAGGGCCGCAACUAAUGACUAUCCCUGUAGUUGACUACUAUAAGGAGUAGUCAGAUUACAAACUGCAAAAAAAAAAAAUCAAAACAGUGUCUCUUAUUUAUAUUCUUUGCUGCACUAAACUACUUUAGUGUCUGUGACUGGAUGUUUGAAGGACAGACUGGGGUUUUUAUUCCACAUUGUCACUUAAUUGGAAGAACCGUAUCGAUUGCUGUCGGCC